This is a messenger RNA of Marmota flaviventris (yellow-bellied marmot), 1703 nucleotides long. It is a transcript of the gene Zdhhc1, whose product is annotated as zinc finger DHHC-type containing 1. Lineage: Eukaryota; Metazoa; Chordata; Mammalia; Rodentia; Sciuridae. The record is from RefSeq and is a predicted model, not a curated record. Gene Ontology annotation, cellular component: endoplasmic reticulum; Golgi apparatus. Gene Ontology annotation, biological process: protein targeting to membrane; peptidyl-L-cysteine S-palmitoylation. Gene Ontology annotation, molecular function: protein-cysteine S-palmitoyltransferase activity.
GCAUCUGCUACGUCCAAGAUGAACAUCUGCAACAAGCCUUCCAACAAGACAGCCCCUGAGAAGAGUGUGUGGACAGCACCUGCACAGGCCAGCGGACCUUCCCCAGAGCUGCAAGGCCAGCGGUCCCGUCGGAAUGGGUGGAGUUGGCCUCCUCACCCACUUCAGAUUGUGGCCUGGUUGCUGUACCUCUUCUUUGCUGUGAUCGGCUUUGGGGUCCUUGUUCCUCUCCUGCCUCACCACUGGGUGCCUGCUGGCUACGCUUGCAUGGGUGUCAUCUUUGCUGGUCACCUCGUGGUGCACCUGACUGCAGUCUCCAUCGAUCCAGCAGAUGCCAAUGUACGGGACAAAAGCUAUGCAGGACCCCUGCCCAUCUUCAACCGCAGCCAACAUGCACAUGUCAUUGAAGAUCUGCACUGCAACCUGUGCGACGUGGACGUGAGUGCACGCUCUAAGCACUGCAGUGCUUGCAACAAAUGCGUGUGUGGUUUUGAUCACCACUGCAAGUGGCUCAACAACUGCGUUGGCGAGAGGAACUACCGCUGGAGCUCUGGGGUGCUGACAGCUGCCCAUGGCUGGGCCAGGCUCUUUCUACACAGUGUGGCAUCUGCUUUACUGGGUGUCCUGCUCCUGGUGCUGGUGGCCACUUAUGUUUUUGUGGAGUUCUUUGUCAACCCCAUGCGGCUGCGUACCAACCAACACUUUGAAGUCCUGAAGAAUCACACCGAUGUGUGGUUUGUGUUCUUGCCUGCUGCUCCUGUGGAGACCCAGGCUCCUGCCAUUCUGGCCCUGGCUGCCCUACUCAUCCUUCUUGGCCUGCUGUCCACAGCCCUGCUUGGCCACCUGCUCUGCUUCCACAUUUACCUCAUGUGGCACAAACUCACCACCUAUGAGUACAUCGUGCAGCACCGCCCACCACAGGAGGCAAAAGGGGCCCACAGGAAGCUUGAAUCAUGUCACCCCAAGAUGCGACCAAUUCAGGAGAUGGAGUUCUACCUGAGGACCUUCAGCCAUGUACGCCCAGAGCCCCCUGGCCAGGCCAGGCCUGCUGCAAUAGAUGCAAAUCCCUCCAGGUUUCUUGCCACGGGAGGCCCAGUGGAACCUCCUCAUCCCUCCUCCUCAGACACGCUGGCCCUGCCUCCCAGGAUCCGACCCCAGAAAAAGAGGAAGCGGUGCAUGUAUAAGGUGCCGAGGUCUGGGAUCUUGGACCGGGAGUCCCAGCUGUCCAGGCUUCGGGGGCUCCGGGGCCCAGGCCGCCGCUCCAGCUCAUCGACUGAUUCUUCCAGUGCCAGCCCGGUGCACGCCGCCGGUCCUGCAGGCGCCUACCACUCGGCGUCAGCAGAGUCUAUGGACGAGAUUCCAGUGGCUCAGACGCGCCUGGGCAGCGCCGCCCUGGCGGCCCCGGCGGGCAGGGGCCGAGAAACAGGGCUGGCGCUUCAGGCUCGUGCACCGGCGGUUUUCGUGAGCCUAAGCAGCGGCGAGCCCGGGACACCGGGAGGCCGGGAGGGAGGCCUGAAUUAGCCUCACCUAAAGGUAGGAGGGCCGAGGAGGAGCGGCCGGCCCAACUCUCUAUGCAACACCACAUUUUCGCCGCACCGAGUGCACUUUAGGGGCCCCGACGGCCGGCGGGAUCGGCCUUGCUCCCUGCGACUCAGCAAUAUUAGUCCCACCGGCCCCGAUGCGCCAAUAAACUUUUUUAUGCUUUU